This is a messenger RNA of Meloidogyne enterolobii, 3546 nucleotides long. The record is from the annotation of a GenBank genome assembly. Lineage: Eukaryota; Metazoa; Nematoda; Chromadorea; Rhabditida; Meloidogynidae.
UGAUUUGAUAGGUCUCGGAGGUCGAAAUUGUCAGACACGUAAAUUUUUAAUUUCAAAUUUUUACCACGAAUCUGACUUGGGCUCAGAUUUGGACUCAGCACAACCUCAAAAAUCGCGCAUGAGGUUUUUUCUUUAACCACUCUACGAGCGUACCUAAUUUCACGCUUUAUAAUCUUUAAAUUUGUUCUACAUACAUAUAUAUUAUUUUCUAGAUUUAAUUUUUAAUAUUUAAAAAUGGAAGAUAUUUCAAAAUUAGAGUUAGCUGCUCAUUUAAUCAUGGCUCCACCAAGCCAGGUUAGUUUUCAAGACAGAAAAGAUGCUGAAGCUUUUUUUAUGAGAUUGCGUGAGGGAGCUCUUUCCGUCGAUUCUUGCAGACAAAUUUUAGAAACUACACAAAAUCACUUUUUAAUGUUUGAAUUGGCUCGUUCACUUGUUGCAAGGAUGUUGAAGGAAUGGGCUAAAUUUAAUCAAGAAGACAUUCGCAAUAUUGCUUUGUAUUUAUUGAAUUUCCCUGUUGUCCAUCAAGAUCUUCCCAACUUUGUUUCUACAGAAAUGUUUCAUUCAGCUGCAAUGAUUAUAAAAAGAAAUAGUUUAGUUGCUCAUGAAAAUACUUUUGCUGAUUUACUUUCAAUUUUGGAAACUUUUUUUAAUAAUGAAAAUCAAAAAUUGCAAUCUUUUGGUUUACAAAUAAUUGAAUUAGUCGCUACUGAAUUUUCUACUAUUUGGCGUUCUUCAAAUAUAUCUAUAACUUGGGAUUUUCAUUUAAAUGCGAAGAAACAAUUUGAGGAUGUUUUACUCAAACAACUUAUGCAACUUUCUCUCCGUACACUUUCUAAUCUUUUGUCAACUUCUCCCGAUCUCAAUUCAAUUAUUGAACAACAAAUUUGUGACAAAUUUUUAAGAGUUGCUUCUUUAAUUUUCUGCUGGAAUUUUUCGCCAAAAUAUUUAUAUUUGCAUUUUAAAGUAAUCAUAUCAGCCCUUCGAUCUAACACUUUUCGACCACCAGAAUCUUGGCAUGAAUUGUUUAAAGAUACUUCAAUAAUUACUUUCUUUAUGCAGAUGCACUCUCGAAUUCGUUUUAAUGAAAGACUUUGUGAAAAUUCAAUGGUUUGUUUAACUCAACUAGCUUCUCUUAUUGGUGAUGCUCUUGGACCUUCUGGACCAAUUGCUGUUGUCAUGCCUUUAGUUGGCAACUUGGGUGAACGACGGCUGGCAACUGUUAUGGGUGGUAUAGACGAACCAGUAUCUAGCAGAAAACCAAUUCUGCAUGACCUAUAUGUUCAAACUUUUGUUAGUCAAAUGAUUGAUUUAUUUUCUGAUAUGGUACUUGAUCACGAAAUGGUUUCACUCAGUUUGGUUAUUUACAAAUUAUUCACUUGCCAUCCAAUUUUGAUUUUUGAACGUUUUCCUGAUGAAUUGUUGCAUCGUUUUGUUGAUUUUGUUGCAAAAAAUAUUUUAAAACUUACUCAACCUACAAUAUUUUUAGCAAUGGUUUUUCAUUUUAUUUUUAACUAUUUUUAUUUUUUUUUAAUUCAGAAAAACGACCAGACAUAUAGCUCAGCAUUGGGCAAUCUCUUCCAAGUUUGGCGCCCACUUCUCCGUUCAGCCCAUAUUUUUAAAGAAAAUAUUGCGGUCUUGAUUGAAUCCCAUAAUGUUGCUAUUAUUGAGACUUUUAUUAAGUCUGUGCUUUCGCCGCCAUUUGGAAAUCGUGAAAAGCCAACGUCCGGUGAAAUUUAUGAUGAAAACGAGGAUGAAGAAGACGACAGAAUUGUGUUUAUGGAUAUACUUUGUGAUAUUGGAUUUUUCUGUUUAUAUUCUAUUGACUAUUUUGUUGAUUUUGUGACACGUUUUCCAAUUAAAGGUCAUUUUAUUCGUCAUAACUCAUAUAGUUAUAUUGGAAAUAUUCCUGAAGAAUUGGCUUUGAAAUGUCUGAAAGGAUAUCAAUCUGGCGAAUUUACAAAAUUUGAUGAUUUUUCGCCUCUUUUCCAAAAUUGUAUUGAUAACCCGCCAUUUAAUCCUGCAAAUUAUCCAGGGAGAUUGGAUCCUGUUACCUUGAUUUCAACACAAAUUCUAAGCUGGUUUUCUUUAGAACAUCAAAUGCUUAUUAAAUUGGAUCCAAAUGCUUCUUUGUUAAGUCCAACACUUUGUCAAACUUCUCUUUGGCAAUUUUCACUUUUAAUGAUUGUUCUAACCCCUCCAAGUUCUUCACUUGAGGAAGAUUCUUCUUUCGCAAAAGAAAGUGAAGAAGAUAAUUGGGGAGAAGAUCAAUCAAGAAUAUCUGUUAAAUAUUUACCUUCAAUUCCGCCAAAAAGUGCUCUGUCAGCUCAAAUAAUUCAAAUGUCUUUGGAAAAAAUGUUUACAAUUUUAACUAAAAUGCCUGGCGAAAAGAGGUUAUGUUCUGAUGUUAUAAAAUUACUUAUAAGUCUUGCUGAAUAUCGACCACUUGAAUUGGCAGAAAAUGAGAAUUUAUAUUCUUUGUUCAGUGGAAUUGAUUUUUCAAAUUUACCUGCUCGACGUCAAUUUGUUAAAGCAAUUGUUUUAAUGGGUGGAAUGCUUGAAUUACCAAUUUUGAGACAACGGAUUCAUGAAACGAUACUUGAACCAUUAAUUCAACGCUUUUUGGCUCUUUGUGAGGCUAGAGACUCUGUUGUUAAUUCUCGUUUAACUGAUCUUUUUGAGUGUUUUACUGGUAUUGCAGAUGCUGGACAAGCAGAUACUGCUCGAACUUUAUUUAAAUUUCUUCAACCAGUUUAUGAACGUUGUAUUCCAUUAAUUAGAAAUUGUUCUCAAUCUCAACCAUUAAUUGUUUCUAUUUUGGCCUUUUUAAAAUCAAAUACCGAUGUUCUUUUCUUUUACGUUGAAUCAAAAGAAGAUAUUCAGUCAUAUCAUAAUUUAUUAAUUGGUGUUAUUAAUGCUUACAAGGAUACUCAACUUCAAAGAUUUGCUUCUUUUGAGAAUGCAACAGAUGAUGAACAACAAACUCAAGAUUUAACAACUUUUAUUGAAAUUCUAUGUUUGGCUAUAACUAAAACUUACCUCCCUUUAGAUUUGUCGGAAGCUUCUGCUAUAGAUUCGGCAAAAGUUUCCCUUCACGGUAAACCUAUCUUUUAUAAUCAACUUUUGAUUUCUCAAGGCCUUGAAAUUUUAUUGCCAAUGAUGAGCGAAGAUUUAUUAAAAAUUCCUUUACUUUGUACUUCUUUCUUCCGUUUACUGAUUUUCAUUUCUGAUAUUGCUCCUGAAGCUAUUGUUCAAGUCUCUGAACAAAUGCUUAAUGGAUUUCUUGGAUGUGUUCAAUCAGCUUUAGACAAUACUUUUGGUAUUGAACGUGUUCGAUCUGCAUUAGAAAUUGUUAACAAUUUUGCUACUCAUUGCUUAUUACAAAUUCAGAAAGGUCAACAAGUCAGCCCAUUAUUGGCAGAAAAUAUUCUGAAAUUUAUUCCGAAAAUAUUUGAAUUGGCAAUGCAAUUUAGUUGUGAACUUGAAAUUUUUAAUGAAGCAACGAGCACUCUUUUUACUUUAAUUGGACUAAAUCAGGUUAUUUUUUAA